AACCAUCGGAACCCCUCCCCCCUCCCUCGUCUGGCUUCUCUCUGUAUGACUCCUAUAGCGGCAUGGUCAACACUGCUACCAGCGAGGUGGGUCUGAUGUCUACUGCAUCAGGCAUAAAGAACAAGCUGACCAAGUUGGUCUCCGUACCUGGUCAGAACGGGAACCCUACCUUCGCUGCUGUGGCGGCUGGAUUCGACAAAAGCCCAGGGUGCAGUGCAACGAAGGCGGCUGUGGGGAGCAGAGACAGAGAUGUCCUCCAACACCUCUCCUCUGUAGAGAGUGAUGGAUCAGACAGCUCGGGGUUGUGGAGCCCUGUAGGGAACGGCAGGAGACCCAGCCUCAACUCUGUCAACUCCUUCUCAGCCUUCGGACCCAGCAACACCUUCAACCUGUCUGGAGUGUUCAGUGGGAUGACCUCAGGAAGGAGUGCUAUGGAGCCCCAGCAGAGUUGGCCUGAGUUCAGACAUACCACCCCGUCCGUCUGGCCAAACGAGUCCCUGCAGCCUCUACAGCCCUGGCCCAUCCAGCCCAGCUCCAGCUCCCCUGCUACCCCCACCACGUCCAUCCUGGGCAGCAGUAGCAUGUGGGGCUCCAGCCCUCCAUUCAGCCCCUCCAUCUGGUCCACCAGCCCCCCCUCUGACUCCCCCCUACACUCCUUCUCUUCUUCCUCUGCUUCCCCCCCUGACCGAUCUGAUGGGUAGCACUGACAGUGGAACCCCGCUCCCGGCCCCAACAAAGCCCUCCCCCACGCAGCUGAGCCCCUCCUACAACCCCUGGAGCAUGUGGAGGCCCACCUUCAGUAGACGAAGCUCGGAGCCCUGGCCCAACCAAUCGGACAGCAGCACCGGCUGAAGGGGAUGCCACCGCGGUCUCCUCCCACUGAUAGACUGAGAAGAAGAUGAAUGCAUUUUCCCCUGUUUUGAAUUUCACCAAAUUCCUAUUAUAAUGUACACAUUGGAUUUCUAAGCAAAUUAUGUCCUCAGAAUUAGUCUGUUUCUAUGACGACUUGGCAAACUUAUCAACAAAACAAUAUUAGUAGAAGAAUCAUAAAGGAAGAAUCCUUAUCAGACUGACAUAAUAUGGUUAAAUGCAGCUGUUUUUUUUCCAAAUCCAUCCUCGGUAAUGUUUUUGAUAGCAGUGACGGACCUAAGUGCAAUCAGGAACAAUCUGAGAAAUAAUAUUCUGUUCAUUAUUUAGUACUGCUGUUUUGGUAUUACAUUCGAGUUACUUAUUGGAUUCAAGCACAGUGUUUAAGCCUGAUCAUCGCUCCAUUAGAGAUUAUUAUUUAAGGGUUACAAUCAGUUAAGACUGGCAGUAAAGGGAUUUUUUUUGUUGUUGUGAAAAGUCAUUUUCAUGACUGCUGUGUCAAGUUGAUGCCAGUGGCAUCAGAAGACCAUGACUUUACGUUUCUAUGCCAUUUCAAGCCUGAACACAUUUAGUUUUAUUUGUCGAACAACUCACAACAUUCAUGGCCAAUAUUGGCGAGAGAUGCUUUUUAAGUUAUUUUAAUUACCAUGCUAAGUUUUAAAGUCUGUUAAAAGAGAGGGUUUUCAUUUCCUUUUUAAACAGUUUGAAAAAUGUUGGUGGAUACAAAGCUUCCCCUCUUUCUGACAUGUUGGUAAUGUGGGACAUUUGUCACAGCUUCCAUAUAAAACAUAUGAGACAGUUA
Oncorhynchus gorbuscha (pink salmon) is the source of this 1669-nucleotide messenger RNA. RefSeq names its product transmembrane protein 131-like. Lineage: Eukaryota; Metazoa; Chordata; Actinopteri; Salmoniformes; Salmonidae. The record is from RefSeq and is a predicted model, not a curated record. The transcript has 5 exons. Bases 63 to 701 code for a protein of 212 amino acids.